Messenger RNA from Glycine soja, 1368 nucleotides. Its product is annotated as E3 ubiquitin-protein ligase ATL23-like. The coding region runs from base 340 to 735 and encodes 131 amino acids. The record is from RefSeq and is a predicted model, not a curated record. The transcript has a single exon. NCBI's taxonomy places the organism in Eukaryota, Viridiplantae, Streptophyta, Magnoliopsida, Fabales, Fabaceae.
ACUAUAAAAACCCAAGAGCGUUAAGAACAGAACGAAGCCACGCAUGAUAAUAACAAUACCCUUCUUCGUUUCUUCCCUCUCCACUCGGCACUCACAAUUCUCAACCCAACCACCCCCUAUUAACCCUCACCGCAAUCUCUGAUUCGAUCUUCUUCAAUUUCGGGGUUUCCCAUAUACCACAAGGCAUAGGCCUGUGUGAAUUUGCGAUAUGCUGGGUAAUUGUCGCCAAGACCCAAUCUCUUGGGUACUCCUUUACCAACCCCCACCGCCGCAUUAAUUGUUUUUCUAUUGGAAUCGGACAAAGGUUCCACUGCGACUGAAACUUUCAAAGGCCAAAAAAUGCUCGAUUCGGUCCUUCUGGCGCUUUUCUUGCCGUGCCUUGGCAUGAGCGGGGUUUUUAUCGUCUACAUGUGCCUUCUUUGGUACGCCACCACCCGGCACCACCAGCAACCCCCCAUCGACGGGCAACCGGUGAAGCCCGUCGCUGACAAGGGUCUAUCCGCUCUGGAGUUGGAGAAGCUUCCAAGAGUCACCGGCAAAGAACUCGUCUUGGGCAACGAAUGCGCCGUCUGCCUCGACGAGAUCGAGAGCGAGCAACCGGCUAGACUGGUCCCCGGUUGCAACCAUGGUUUUCAUGUCCAUUGCGCUGACACCUGGCUCUCCAAGCACCCUCUUUGCCCCGUUUGCAGGACCAAGCUGGACCCUCAAAUCUUCACUUCCCAAAGCCCUUGCUGAACAAUGAAACAUUCGUUAUUCAAGGAAUGAAUGAGGGAGGCCAAAUUCUUAAUUAUCUUUAUUGUUUUCUUUCUUAGCGUUCUUUCUAGUUUUCUAGAACUCCCGUUACUUAUUUUUAAUUUAUUAUUAUUAUAUUUAUAUUUAUGUGUCGUGUAUUGUGGUUAAGUGGUUGUUGUGUGUUAUGGCCUAGAUGAAUUUAGCUUUAGUACACGAAAAAUCAGAAGCCAUGGUUUAAUUUAUAUAUUAUGUGGUUUGGACUUUGGAGAUGUAAUUGUGAAGCUUAUUUGAAUUUUUCGCUUUGUUUCGUAAAGUAUUGCUUGUUGCACGUAAAGAAGGUACGAAUGGAGGAGAAGACAAAGGAGUGGGGAAUUGACGCUAUCACGUAAAUCCCAGACACGUAGGUGAGGGAUGGUUGAAGCAAGUGCGGGUCGUGAACUGAACGUUGGUUACGUUUGCUUUUUCCAUGGGGAGUCACAGAGUGCGCAUGGUGAUUUUGAUUUUGAUCUUAUCACCCCAAAACACUAUACAGCUACACGCCAGCUUGGAAUGUUUGAUUUUUAUAGGUUCAUUAAUUUGAAAUUGCAGCUUUAUAUUAAUAUUAAUGCAAUAUAUCAAAAUGAAAGUCUAACUAAA